GGCGGGCCCGGGAGGCGGGGCGCGGGCGGCGGGGCCGGCAGUCACCCGGCGAGCCCCUGGGGGCCGGCCCCGGGGAGCGGCUGCGGCGGGGGACGCGGCCGGCUGAGGUUACCCUUGGCCUUUUGCAUGGAUGGCUUCAGGGGUUGCUCCAAGAAUAAGUAAUGAAGUGGAAGUCAAUUGAAUCCUCUUGCGCACUACUGAGACGAAAUGACAUUCACGUUUGUGGUGAUUGGAAGUCAUGGCAGCAUCUAACAUGGGAGGGAAGGACACGGACGGACAAUGUGGCGUGACUCGUGCAGACUGCAGAUCUUCUGCCUGCUUAUGGCAGUGCUGGCUGUUGUGGUGCUGGUCCAUAACUUUUUUCAGUUAGAGGGAUUUUUUUGGUCUUAGAGAAAAGGGCUCUGGCAGAGCUUCAAGUGUGAAGUGAAAAGUGCAGCAUGGGUGGUUGCUCUGUGCUGCUGCUUGCCACUAUUCCUGAGAAGUAUCUGUGUGGCUUUGUUGACGUUUACCUAUCUGAUAUUCCAAAGGCACACCUGGAUGAUGACACGGUUUCAGGGUCAAAUUGGAUAACGGAAAACAAUGUCCAGCGUUCUCUGUCACAGACAACCAAAACUACCAGGAAGCCUUACUGUGGCUAUAAGCAGCAGACUUUGUCCAAAAGAGACCAGGCGGAACAGGAAUCGUUGCUUGCUGCAAUACAGUGGCCCAAACCCCCUGACGGCAAAAUUGCCUUUGUACAGAGCACUGAUCCCACACAUAGCGACUUUGUGAUUGUGAAACCCAGUGGGUUCUUCAAGGUGGGUGAUCAGUUAGAGGUACUCGUUCGCAUGAAGAAUUUCCAAGGAAAACCCAAGCAGUAUGGCGGAGACUACUUACAGGCACGAAUUCACUCUCCUCUGCUGAAAGCUGGAGCAACAGGAAGGAUUGUAGAUUGCCAGAACGGCAUCUACAAAGUCUUCUUUACCUUACUUUGGCCAGGAGAGGUCAAAGUUUCCGUGUCACUUGUCCAUCCGAGUGAAGCAAUCCAAGUCCUCCUGCGUUUACGAGAAGAAAGGCCAGACAGGGUCUACUUCAAAAGCUCAUUCAAGUCUGGGAGGUAUUCGGAAACCACAGAGUGCAAUGUUUGCUUGCCUGGAGAUCUCCCGGUCUGUAACUUCACAGAUCUCUACACGGGUGAGCCGUGGUUCUGCUAUAAGCCUCGAAAACUGCCCUGUGCCAGCCGAAUCAGCCAUGCCAAGGGUGGAUAUCAGAAAGGUCUUCUGACACAAGAGGAAAGCCUCUUUUUCCAAAGCGAUGUGAAUAUCAAAAAGCCAAUACUGUCCAGUGGACCUGAUUCAGUGAUUGUAAAGCCCAAGGUAUUUACAGAUUCAAGCAGUAUGGACAGAGCUGAAGAUCCCACGGUUUCCCCUUCUGGUUAUUACCAUGAAGACCAGUGGAGGUCCAGAAUACACUGGAUCCAUCAUUUUAACAAGUCAGAUGAUAUAACCAAAUGCUUACAAGGAAAAGUAAUCCACUUGUUUGGAGACUCCACAAUAAGGCAGUGGUUUGAAUAUCUGACAGCAUUUGUCCCAGAUCUGGUGGAAUUUAACUUGGGGAGUCCAAAGAACGUGGGCCCUUUCAUGUCUGUGGACCUGAAGCACAAUAUUCUACUGAAGUUCCGCUGUCAUGGGCCACCCAUUCGCUUUUCAACGGUCUUUAGCAGUGAGCUGCGCUACAUUGCCAAUGAACUGAAUGGCAUAGUGGGUGGGCGAAACACGGUGAUAGCCAUAACGAUAUGGUCCCACUUCAGCACUUUCCCUGUGGAAGUGUAUAUCCGGCGGCUGAGGAACAUUCGGAGAUCAAUUAUUCAGCUGCUGGGUCGCAGCCCCAAGACUUUAAUCAUCAUCAGAACUGCUAACGUUCAGGAGCUGGGGCCAGAAGUGAGCCUCUUUAACAGUGACUGGUAUUCCUUUCAGCUUGAUUCUGUCAUGAGGAAAAUGUUCUCAGGAAUUCCUGUGCACUUUGUGGAUGCUUGGGAGAUGUCUCUGGCUCAUUACUUGCCACAUAACUUGCACCCAAAAGAAGUCAUUGUUAAGAAUCAAAUAGAUGCAUUUUUAUCUUAUGUGUGCCCUCUGCAAACUUAGCACAAAUGGGUAUCCCGACGUCAUCUUUCGCUAUAGCUGAGGUAAAGUUGCUCUUUGUCAGAGCUGUCAAAUGAUGCUGGGUGGUGGAGAAGGACUCUGGUUAUUGUACUUGCCUGCAUUGUAAGUGGGGUGGCCUUAACUCUGCGUGGCUGUGAAGGGUGGCAAAGAGGAGCUGACUGUUCAGGCCGUACGUAUCGUCCUGCAAGGUUGACUCCUUUCAACCUUAGUGUUCAUACCUGAGAUUAUUAGACAGCACCUUAUAUUAAAUAGGCAGGAUUCAAUAAGAAAUCAUGCAGGUUAUUAGCUUUACUAGUUGGCUGCACUGUAUGCUUAACUUAAUCCAUAUGACACUGAUGCUGUUGCCAGGUUCUGGCUGCUUACAAAUGUGUGGGAAACCUGGGAAAGAUUUUUGGGAGCAGUCUUUCUUUCAGUGCUCCAGAGUUUGAGAGACAUCCCCUCCAGUCGUAUGUCAGAGAAGUACAGUGUCUGUUUUUGUUUCAAAGUCCUAAUGAGAAACAUGAAGGAAGUGCACCAGAAUCAUUAACAUCAGUCAAGGAAGCACAAUUAAGAUACCUGUAGUAUUAAGUCAUCAUCAAUUUGCUGAAAUGCAAUAGAGCACCCUAGUUAGGCACCCUUGGUGUUUACAGAUGGCUGCUAAAUAAUAGUAUUUUAGUUUGGUUUCCUCUACUACUGAAUCUCUUCUGAGCUUUGAUAACACAGUCUACUACUUGAUUUACCUGUAAUGGAGAAAUGUGUAUAUUGUGACCUUAGUGAAGACACUGUCUCAGGCAGUGCCUGCAAGUUCAGGUUGCAGGCUCGCCUGCUUGAAGCAUUUACUAAUGAAAGUGUUUCCCUUCCCUGUAAGAUAAAGCUAUUCCGUUAUGCUCCUGCAAAGCUGGACUUCUGGUAUAUACUGCUGUACAUCAUUCAUACGUUGUGUCUGUAUGGAGAAGCCAAGUGACCUCAAUGGGCUUGACGAUGUUUGGCAACGGGUAACAGUGACUGGUACGCGGUAGUGUCAAGGCCAUGCAACGAUCCCCCUUCCGUGUUUGGCAGUUUCAUCAUUUAUUCGUGAGCUUUGCUGCUGCCAAUACAAAAGGUCAAAAAAAUCAUUCCCCAAAGCCACGCACGCUCAGGGCUGCCCUCAGUACCGAUGGUAUUUGCGGCUGUGCUGGUGUGGGAGCUGCUGGAUCUUGGGCCUCUUGGCAUGGCAUCUUCUGCUGCUAACUUGAUUGAGCCCAUCUAUAGUUUUAAGUAGUAGUGCUUUGGAAACAAGCUUUGGCUAAACUCAGCCCCCAAAUUAAACAGCAGAGAAGCGUUCCAUGUUGCCUUAUUUCUGGUCCCACUCAGGCCAAAGGUUUCUUUACCAGGGGCUUUACAGAGAAAUAUGUGCAAACAGUAGUGGAGCGCUUCUGGAGCUGCUCAUCAUGCUUAAGGGGAAUGCUGAAGUUGAGUCUUUGUGAGCAAACAGAGAGGAUUGACAAGGCAGGCUGGUAGGCUGCACAGUGGAAUAAUUGAAAUGCCUUCGUCUUAGAAACGUUUUACUCUGCCAGGUUUGCUGCUACGUUAGGAGGAUUUUGCUCUUAACUGCUGGAGGCCCCAGAGAGCUAAUACUGCCAGUUACAGGAAUGGUUUUUUUUUUUUUUGGUGAUUUUUUAAAUUAUUAUUUUAAACUGAGAACUGUUUUAAAAACAAAUGUAAAUGCUUUUAGUAUGUAAAAGCUGUCAGUAGCAUCAAUCUAUAAACUUACCAAUUCUGAAAUGUUUAAAAAGGAUGGGAGGAGUGGCAUACACUGAAAUGGCAUUCUUUCUCAGCUUUUCAAGUUGGAAUUAAGGCGGUCCAGAUUGCCAAUUCCUAUGGACAGCUGCAUCGUGUGGUGUCUGCCUGUACAUUAGCUUUAGGUAACUAUUUCUUACUUUAAUGUGUUAAUGGGAAUUUAUUCUCUGCUAAAAAGAGACCACACCAAUUCAGCUCUGGGAAGGUAAGCCACCACAAUGCAAAGUGACCUUUCAUCUUUUCCUGGUGUGUUUUUUAAAAUACAUAGAGUAUAAGGCUUUCAUCCUGAAUAACAAAUCUAUCCAAAUAAUGUUAAUGAAAAUAAGACUUCAGACUUUUACUUUGAAGGAAACCACUUAAUUUGUGGCCUAACCAUUUGGUUUUCCUCACUAAGCCAUACCCUGUGUGGAAGCACCGUGGGGGCAUGGUUCCCUGCAUGCUGUGGUGCCCUUUGGCAGCAGCCUUGCAUCGUGCUUAGCUUACCAGGGCGGCGAGAGGAGCGUGGGGUUCUGAACGUUUUGGCAAUUCAGGGAAAGAGAAUGGGACUGUUGCUAGCAAAGCACUCUCAUCUUCUGGUAGAGCCUCUCCCAUUCAGAUUAAUUACUGUAUUCGUUAUAUUAAUUUUUUAAUAACAGAUUGACUAUCUUUUAGGUAAUGAACUUGAGGGAAAUUGCUGGCUGAUUUGGAAUGAGGAUCAGUAUUUCAUUUCUUUGGCUCUGGGAGGAGAAAGGGAGAAACUGAGGAUUUGCUCAUGUUCUAAGGUGAAGACUGGGGACACUAUGCUUUUGUAUGUCAUUCAGUUGAACCAUAAAUGAGUUUUCAUUUCUGUUCUCAUCUUGUUACCAGUUGCACCAGUUGUGUAUGUAUUGUAUAUGGAAACAUAGAAGCAAUAAAGUAUUUUUUAAAUCAG
Molecule: messenger RNA, 4809 nt
Organism: Falco peregrinus (peregrine falcon)
Lineage: Eukaryota; Metazoa; Chordata; Aves; Falconiformes; Falconidae
Gene: NXPE3
Product: neurexophilin and PC-esterase domain family member 3
Exons: 8
Coding region: 438-2123 (561 amino acids)
Source: RefSeq, a predicted model, not a curated record